AUCCUGCUGAUUUCCAAAUUGGCACAUUGUUGAAGAAGUCCUGCGUAGUUUUAUUCUCCUUUGCUAUUUCCUAACUGGAAAUUCAGUGUUCCUAUCCUGUAAUUAUCCCAAUAUCUAUAAAAAGCUUCAGAUGAGGUGCAUUGGAGUGGUUGUGCAUUUAGUUCUUUGACUGUGUUACCCUACAGAUCAGUAACCUUGAUUGAUCUGCUGUAUUCCCAACCUUUCCUUUCUUCUUUCCAGAAGCAAAAGGGGUUGAAAUGCCAAUCAAACUGACUGUGUCCCAGGGGCAGCCAGUGAAGCUGAACUGUAGCCUGGAGGGAAUGGAAGAACCGGAGAUGCUGUGGAUCAAGGAUGGAGCUGUGGUGCAGGGUAUAGACCAGGUGUACAUUCCAGUAAAUGAAGAACACUGGAUAGGCUUCCUCAGCUUGAAGUCUGUAGAUCGGACAGAUUCUGGAAAAUAUUGGUGCCAAGUGGAGACCAAUGGGAAGAAAGAGGAAUCACAGCAUGUAUGGCUUAUUGUGGAAGGUGUUCCUCAUUUCACUGUUGAGCCAAAAGACAAGUCAGUUAUCCCUGGUGCGCCUUUCCAGAUGGCUUGUGCUGCAGUAGGACCACCUGAGCCAGUGACAAUUGUCUGGUGGAUGGGUGAUUCCAGGCUUGGACAUCCAGACAUCUCUCCCUCCACUCUAAAUGUGUCAGGUAUUAAUCAAAGCACAGUUUUCUCCUGUGAAGCCCAUAACAUAAAGGGAUUAUCUUCAUCUCGGACGGCCAUUGUACGGAUUAAAGCGGGUUUCAUCUCUACUCAUUUGUGGAUUUCAAUCAGCCAUGACUCAAACCAGGAGCCAAAAGAGUGGAUUCUUUCCCAAAGGAUCAUGUUUGAAAACCAUAGCUAUCUUGUACAGACCUUGAUCCAUGAUGGGGAAUGUAAUGUCCAGUGAAGGAAUAUGUCAAGGAAUAUGAUUGCUUCAGUAUUUUUUUUACAAGAAUACACAACCAUUUUAAAUUGGUGAACACAUUUAGAAUCUAGAGAGCAUGUUCUGGCUACUCGACAAAAUGACCAUUGUAACCUUGCUUAAUCAUGAAAUGACUGUUGUGGGAGAAGCCGGUCACAAAGCAGUCUUUUAUGUAGUCAUCCACUAUUUUUAUAUGGGUGAUGCUGAAAGCUGGCAUUUUGAUUUAUAGUGCAUCACCUUCAGAUAGAUAGAUAGAUAGAUAGAUAGAUAGAUAGAUAGAUAGAUAGAUAGACAGACAGACAGACAGACAGACAGACAGACAGACAGACAGACAGACAGGAAGCUGGAGGUACCAUAGAUAUUACAUUGUUUUUACAAGACUGUUUUGAGUGCACAGAUUGGGGCAUAUUUAAGGAAGCAGCUAUUGAUAACUGGAAAAACAAAGAGAUCAUUGUUGAUUUCAGAAAAGGCAGGCACAGCCACACUUCUCUGUGCAUUAAUGAGUCACCUGUGAAGAUGGUUACUAGCAUCAAAUUCCUGGGUGUGCAGCUAAUGAGUAGGCUGAUUUGGUC
This is a messenger RNA of Crotalus tigris (Tiger rattlesnake), 1522 nucleotides long. Its product is annotated as tyrosine-protein kinase receptor TYRO3-like. Gene Ontology annotation, biological process: synapse organization; homophilic cell-cell adhesion. The transcript has 5 exons. Gene Ontology annotation, molecular function: axon guidance receptor activity. The record is from RefSeq and is a predicted model, not a curated record. The coding region runs from base 258 to 935 and encodes 225 amino acids. Lineage: Eukaryota; Metazoa; Chordata; Lepidosauria; Squamata; Viperidae. Gene Ontology annotation, cellular component: neuronal cell body; axon; plasma membrane.